CUUGAUGGUCCCUAAUCGACAAAAAAAAAUUUAUAAGUAAUGGCAUAACGGGUUUCAGACCUUACUACCUGCACAAUGAAAAACUCAGUCUUGUUCUUUUCCUUCCUUCUUGUUCUCCCUUUUGCUACCUCACUCCACUUUAAAAUCUCUCGUUUCAUACAAGGUGAUCCAAGCAUAACUUACCAAGGAGACGCUACACCAAAUGGCGCCAUCGAACUGAACAGUGCUGAUUAUACUUGUCGUGUUGGUUGGGCUACUUAUGCUAAAAAAGUUGCUAUUUGGGAUCCUAAAACAGAGAGGGCUACCGACUUCACAACAAGUUUCACCUUCAAGAUUGAUACGCGUAAGCGUAACUUAACAGAGUUUGGCCAUGGGUUUGCUUUCUUUCUUGCCCCACAAGGCAUCCAUAUCUUUCCCAAUUCAGCUGGUGGUUUCUUAGGUCUCUUUAACGAAACCAACGGCUACUCAUCUCGGUUUCCGCUCGUGCAUAUCGAAUUUGAUACUUUCUAUAAUAACCAAUGGGAUCCUUUUGACAUUACGUCUCAUGUUGGGAUCAACAAUAACUCGCUUGCUUCCUCUAACUACACUUCUUGGAACGCAAGCUUGCACAGCCAAGAAACAUGCCAUGCACGGAUCACGUAUGAUUCUACUUCUAAAAACUUGAGCAUCGCUUGGAGUUAUGAAGGAACAUCUCAUCCUUCAAGCCUUUCCUACAUCAUUGACCUUGCCAAGGUGCUUCCUGCGGAAGUUACCAUUGGCUUUUCGGGGUCUACAGGAGCAAAAAUGGAAGCACAUAGGAUCUUGUCUUGGGAGUUCAACUCAACCUUGGAUGCAGCAGAACCUAGAGAGAGAACUCAAAAUAUGACAGGCAUCAUUGUUGGUGUUUCUCUUGCUGGGUUUGUCCUGUUGACCUCUUUGGUUGCUGCUGCGUUUGCAUUGUUCCGGAAGAGGAAGCAAAGAAAGGAGAGAGCAGGGAAGACAGAAAACUUGACAUCGCUACACGAAGAUCUUGAAAGAGGAGCAGGACCAAGAAGGUUUUCUUAUAAAGAUCUUGCUUCUGCUACAAGCAACUUCCUAUAUGAAAGAAAGUUGGGUGAAGGAGGGUUUGGAGCAGUUUAUAAAGGAUACUUAAAUGAGCUGGAUACAAUGGUCGCUGUGAAGAAGUUUUCCGGUGCUUCUAAACAGGGAAAGAAAGAGUUCAUCACGGAGGUUAAGAUCAUCAGCAGCUUGAGACAUCGAAACCUUGUUCUACUCAUUGGUUGGUGUCAUGAGAAACAAGAGCUUCUCCUUGUAUAUGAGUUCAUGCCAAAUGGUAGCCUUGACUCACACCUAUUCGGUAAGAAACCUCAUCUCAGAUGGGCUGUUAGGUGCAAGAUAUCUCUAGGUGUAGCCUCUGCGUUGCUUUACCUUCACGAGGAGUGGGAGCAAUGCAUUGUCCACAGGGACAUUAAGGCAAGUAAUAUAAUGCUCGACUCAAACUUUAAUGCCAAGCUAGGUGACUUUGGGUUGGCUAGGUUGAUGGAUCACGAACUAGGUCCCCAGACUACAGGAUUGGCUGGAACUUUUGGUUACAUGGCUCCUGAAUACAUAAGCACCGGAAGGGCAAGCAAAGAAUCUGACGUCUAUAGUUUUGGAAUUGUAUUGGUGGAGAUUGUUACAGGAAAAAAGUCAGUGGAGCCGAGACAAGGAAAAGUUGAGCCUGAAGCAAGUCUUGUAGAGAGGGUAUGGGAUCAGUACGGAAGAGGAGAACUUAUCUCAGCCAUUGAUCAUCAAAUGGGUAAAGAUUUUGAUAUGAAACAAGCAGAGUGCCUUAUGAUUGUAGGGUUGUGGUGUGCUCACCCUGAUAUAAACUCUAGGCCUUCGAUAAAGCAGGCGAUCCAGGUGUUGAAUUUUGAGGCACCAUUGCCUAAUCUGCCACACAAAAUGCCUAUUGCUACUUAUCAUGUGUCAUCAAUCUCCGGUGGAGUAGCAACAACGUCCUUUUCUAGCGCUCAACUUGGUCGCUGACUACUCUCUGUAUCCCUUUGCUCUAUUUCAUCUGUUGUUAUCAUAUAAAUAAACAUGUUGUUCUCUGUAGAGUGAAUGCGUGAUUAUUUAUUGUGGACUUAUCUCUGUCUUCUGCACUUGGUUGCAGUUCCAUUGUGUUCCGUCUGUAAUAAAAGUUUCUUCUACAAGUAUAUGUUCUCUUGUCUCAGUAUGGUUUUGAAUUCUGUUUGUUUCUUCUUCUUUUUUUUCUCAUCUUCUGUUUGUUUCUUUAGUAAGUGAAAAGGGUUAUGGGAAUGUUUGUUGAGUCGACUGUUAGAAGAUCCGUUUAGAAGAAAAAGAAAGCUUUAACAUAUUUUAAAUACAGUUUUUUUUUUGUUAGCUUCUUAUAUUCUUAUAUUAAACAUGCAGGCUAAUUUGGUAGAAACAGACUCGUCUAAUACAAAAUACAUUCGGUCCAAAACAAAACCCGAGAUCUCAAUAAUAUUACUCUCUCUGGUUCAAGAUAGAUAAUAUUUUAAGUGAUUUUUGUUGUUUCACAACAGAUGGUG
Brassica napus (rape) is the source of this 2534-nucleotide messenger RNA. Its product is annotated as L-type lectin-domain containing receptor kinase IX.1-like. Lineage: Eukaryota; Viridiplantae; Streptophyta; Magnoliopsida; Brassicales; Brassicaceae. Gene Ontology annotation, cellular component: plasma membrane. The transcript has a single exon. Bases 76 to 2007 code for a protein of 643 amino acids. The record is from RefSeq and is a predicted model, not a curated record. Gene Ontology annotation, biological process: protein phosphorylation. Gene Ontology annotation, molecular function: carbohydrate binding; ATP binding; protein kinase activity.